AUGGAGGCUGCUAUAGCGGCCGGCGCAGAAGUCAGCCGUGUAAGUCGUCGCAUUCUGCAGAAGAUUUGGGACCCGGAGCCUAUCAACGACCGGAACUCGAACGAACCGGCCUGGUGUUUAGGCCGCGCAUACAUACUCGGUCCGAAGGCGUCGGGAGCACCUCAGCCUGUCGUUGCAAGUACACCUCCCGCAGACCCCGCAACAGAUAAAAUAGGUACAAAAGCGGCGUCGGUGCCCUCAGUUGUGCGGCGGGGAGCAACUACCCAACAAUCACCCGACACGCCACCGGAUUCGCUCGCCAGCAGCCUCGAUUCGUCACUCGCAUACGAAGAGUCUAGCGGAGACAGCGGUUGGCCACCCGCCUUCUUGGAUGACUUCGAAUCUCGAAUAUGGAUGACUUACCGGACUGGAUUCGAGCUGAUCCCCAGGUCUACUGACCCGAGAGCAACCUCGUCUUUCUCAAUCGCGAUGCGCCUUAAAACGACAUUGGGGGAUCAGACAGGGUUUACAUCAGAUACAGGCUGGGGUUGUAUGAUCAGGUCGGGUCAAAGCCUGUUGGCAAACGCGUUGUUGAUUUCAAGGCUGGGACGCGACUGGAGGCGAAUGACAGAUCCUGAUGCUGAGCGGCCCAUAUUGGCGUUAUUUGCUGACGACUCCCGCGCCCCAUACUCAUUGCAUAAUUUCGUCAAACAUGGAGAACUGGCAUGUGGUAAAUAUCCCGGAGAGUGGUUCGGACCGUCGGCAACAGCCCGCUGCAUCCAAGCUUUAGCAAACAAACACGAGUCCUCCUUGCGGGUUUACUCCACGGGUGAUCUUCCUGAUGUCUAUGAGGACAGCUUCAUGGCCACGGCCAAGCCCGACGGCGAGACUUUCCACCCAACUCUGAUCUUGGUAUGCACAAGGUUGGGUAUUGACAAGAUCAACCAAGUAUAUGUGGAGGCUUUGAUUUCUACUCUGCAGAUGGAGCAGUCUAUUGGAAUUGCAGGAGGUCGUCCUGCAUCAUCGCACUACUUUGUCGGAGUUCAGGGACAAUGGCUCUUUUAUCUUGACCCUCAUCACCCUAGACCGAAACUACCAUACCGCGAGAAUCCUGAUGACUAUACGUCGGAGGAACUGGAUUCCUGCCACACUAGGCGGCUACGCCGUCUCCAUGUUGAGGAUAUGGACCCCAGCAUGUUGAUCGGAUUCCUAAUCAAAGACGAGGAUGACUGGGACAUGUGGAAGAGUGCAGUGAAGCACGUGCAAGGGAAGUCCAUCAUCACCGUCUCGCCUUACGAUCCUACACGGGAUAUGGGCUCGGCUCGAGCGGAGGCCAUCGAAGAAGUACAGACACUGAGCGACGACGACGACGACACGGUGCUUGAAGCAUAG
This is a messenger RNA of Thermothelomyces thermophilus ATCC 42464, 1371 nucleotides long. RefSeq lists its product as uncharacterized. Bases 1 to 1371 code for a protein of 456 amino acids. The transcript is spliced from 4 exons. The record is from RefSeq and is a predicted model, not a curated record. Lineage: Eukaryota; Fungi; Ascomycota; Sordariomycetes; Sordariales; Chaetomiaceae. Gene Ontology annotation, molecular function: protein-phosphatidylethanolamide deconjugating activity.